This is a messenger RNA of Hyposmocoma kahamanoa, 953 nucleotides long. It is a transcript of the gene Ccm3, whose product is annotated as programmed cell death protein 10. The transcript has 5 exons. Bases 50 to 679 code for a protein of 209 amino acids. Gene Ontology annotation, molecular function: protein kinase binding. NCBI's taxonomy places the organism in Eukaryota, Metazoa, Arthropoda, Insecta, Lepidoptera, Cosmopterigidae. Gene Ontology annotation, biological process: regulation of Golgi organization; positive regulation of MAP kinase activity. Gene Ontology annotation, cellular component: Golgi apparatus; FAR/SIP/STRIPAK complex. The record is from RefSeq and is a predicted model, not a curated record.
GUACAGAGCAUUGUUUUGGAGUGUACGUUUCCCUAAUUAAAUUGCCACAAUGACAAUGGGCGAUGAACUGCCUGUCACCUCAUUGGUUUUGCCUGUUCUCAUACGUCCAGUUUUAACUCAGCUAGAAAAAUAUGAUCUGGGUGCGUCACAAACACUUCGUGCGGCGCUCACAAAGGCUGAGGCGACUGUACCAGGGUUAAACUUUGAUCUGGUGGCUGGCAUUAUGCGAAGAGCAGAUAUUCCUGUCAACAUGAAUGAGAGCCUACUGCGAUUGCAAGGGACUCUUACGGAGUCUGAAUGUGCUGACCUAAAGUUAAAUAGAUCAGAAGAAGCAUUCCAAGAGCUUAACAAGAAAUCGGCAGCUUUGAAGAAGAUAUUGAGCCGCAUUCCAGAUGAAAUUACUGACAGGAAGACUUUUCUUGAAACAAUUAAGGAAAUAGCUUCAGCUAUUAAAAAGCUGUUGGAUGCAGUAAAUGAAGUGUCGCAGUACACUCCAGGUCCUGGAAAACAGGUAUUGGAGCAGAGGAAAAGGGAGUUUGUAAAAUAUUCCAAGAGAUUUUCAAAUACUUUAAAGGAGUACUUCAAGGAGGGACAGGCGAAUGCAGUGUUUGUGAGUGCUUUAUAUUUGAUCCAUCAGACAAAUCAGAUUUUAUAUACAGUUAAAAACAAGACUGAAUAAACCAAACUACACAUCCAGAAGCAACAUACAGGAAAAUUUUAUUGUUACUGCUUUCCAUAUUUUUAUUAAUAAAGCAUUAAAUUGUUGAUGUCAUUGUAUCUGGUACCUUACCAUAUUUACUAAAGUACCUAAAAUUUAAUUUCUUAGGACCUCUAGAUGUAUAAAAAUUUUAACCUAGUUUUUAGAUAAUUAAAAUUUGGUAUAUGAGUACAUAAUUAAGAAAGAAGUAUUGUUCAUUGUAAAACAUAGCAAAAAACUAAUUAUUAUCUUAAUU